UCGGUUCCCCCAUUCAUCGCGGCGAGUGAGAGGCGGCUACCGGUAGAAGAAAAUAGAAUAGAAAUUCAUUGCAACAAUCGGUAGUAAGCGGGCUGAACGUUUUCGGGGUGGCUAGUAAGAGUUCUUUACCCCGAGCGAACGAUGGUCAAUUUCGUGUAUAAAUUGUGUUAAGUAUAUUUACUUAAGUCAGUUGGUGCGUGAUUAAGUUUUUAAUUGGUCGAUCGGACGUGGCUAGAUGUGAUUUUUUUAAUAAAUACUUGUGGCUGUAAAUCGAAGACCUCGCCGAAAUGGAGACGAUUUUAGAGUUCGUGAUUCUGAUGGGGUUCAUGUACUGGGCCUUUCCUAGUUUUUUCUCGGAGGGAUUUUCCAGGAUCAACAAAAUGGUGGACAUCCUCACGAACCGGAUUUUCGACAGUUUCAGCCGAUUUUCGCCGAAAGAAAACCACCAGACUGAGUCCCUCACAACUAUAUCUCAUCUGAAACGUUUUUCCAAAGAGCAACAGUUUCGAAAACGGCACUCAUUCAAAGAUGACAUUAAGGAUCGCGAAAGUCAGCUAUUUGACAUCAAGGAACAUGUUGCAGAGGUGGAAAUACCGCCCAGUAGGCCUCUGAUGGGGCUUAGUUGUAAUUAUUGCACCAGCUUAAGUAGGGAGUCGCUGGUUAACAAAACCACCGAAAAAUUAGCCUUGAACAACAUCCUAGACCAUACCCCAUCCCUCCACAACAAUGGCUUCCUCCAACGAACUUUCUCCCAUCUCAACCAAGUCUACCAACUGCGAAAAUUCGACUACCCCCAAGUCGCAGAGGUGGUUUUAAACGACGACCGCUUGAAGCAAGCCAUUGAAAAAACGGCCCUCCAGCAGUUCCAGGACUCCGACAGAAACGACGACGAUUUUUACCAAGAGCUGCUAAAAAACAACCAAAAACGGGCAAAUAAAUUGUUAUAUGGAAUGAGAUCCACUUUAUCCGACUUUAUACUACGAUUUACGUCAUGGGUUUUAUACAAGUUGUUACCCUGUUUUAUAAGCUGCGUAGCCGCCCAUCCGGGACAAAUAAACAUGCUGAAGGAGGCCGGAAAGACGAACCUUCCGCUCAUUUUCCUGCCGCUGCACAGGUCACACUUGGAUUACAUUCUUAUAUCGUUUAUUUUGCUGAACAACAACGUGCGCUCGCCGCUGGUGGCGGCGGGGGACAACCUCCGGAUACCGUUUUUUGGUUCUUUGCUCCGCGGCCUGGGCGCCUUCUUCAUCAAGCGUCGCAUCGACCCGAUAAUGGGCCGUAAAGACCACCUCUACAAGGCCGUCCUGCACACUUACAUGAACGAGUGUCUGCGCGCCGGCCACAACGUGGAGUUCUUCCUGGAAGGCGGGCGCACGCGAACCGGGAAACCUUGCAUGCCCAAGUACGGCAUCCUCAGCGUGAUCGUGGAGGCCUUCAUGGACGGGACCAUCGACGACGCGCUGUUGGUGCCCGUGAGCGUGAACUACGAGAAGCUGGUGGACGGGAACUUCGUGCGCGAGCAGCUGGGGCAGCCGAAGGAGAUGGAGACGUUCGGGGCGGCGAUGAGGGCGAUCUGGCACGUUUUGAACAGCGAUUUCGGAAUGAUCAGGAUCGAUUUCAAUCAGCCGUUCUCGCUUAAAGAGCUGGUGAAGACGUUCAACGCGUCGAAGAAGCUGCCGGCGAAUGGGUUGAAGAUGCUGAAGUCGAAUCCGUCGACGACGAGUUUGUACGGGACGGAUGUGGUGUCGGAUGAGCACAAGACGUUGGUGGAGAGUAUUUCGAAACAUAUUAUUUACGAUUGUGCCAAAUCGACGUCAGUCAUGUCCACCAACGCCCUCGCCUUUUUAUUAUUAUCGAAGCACCGAGAGGGCGCCACCGUCAAGCAGCUCGUUGUCGACCUCGACCUCUUACGCGAAGAACUCCACCAAAGCCGGAAAGACCUAGGUUUCACCGGCGACUCCUUCGACAUAAUCAACUACAGCGCCGAAUUACUUGGCCCGGGACUGAUCCGCAAGGAAAAAGUAAACGGCGAAGACACAAUCAAACCAAUCGCAAUAUUACCAAACGUCAUAGAACUUUCCUAUUAUAGUAAUACGUUAGUUACUCAUUUCGCGCUGGAGUCGAUAGUGGCAAUCGCCGUUUCCGUUGUAGCAACUGCGGCAGGCACAGUUUCUCACGUAGAAUUAAUCGACACGGUAUUGGAUCUGUGCAGUAUCUUUCAAUACGAGUUCAUAGUGUGUAAGCCUUGUCAAAAUUUAGAGCAUAUUGUGAUCGGAUGCAUCGACGAUUUGAACGUGAGGCAUCGCAUUUUCGUGGAACAGGAACAGGAUUCGGAGCGAGUGGCACGGAGUAAGCGGAUAGCGAAGCGAUUCGACGACGAAGACGACAUCGACGAGGCGGAAACCGAGAAACCGUAUAUUUUAAGCGACGAGAAAACGGCUGUGGAACGUCUGAAGUUUUUGAGAGUUUUACUUAUGCCUUUGCUUGAAGCGUACGCCGUUACUGCUUUUAGUUUGGAUAAGUUAGUGGGGAAGUCUUUAUUGGAGAGCGAAUUGGUUAAUGAUAUUCUUAGCGAAAUUCAGCUGCAGGUGUCAGCAGGGGCGGUGAUAUAUGAGGAAAGCGUGUCCGUCGACUCAAUCAAAAAUGCUUUGAAACUGUAUCAGAAGUGGGACGUUCUUGAGUGCCAUACGGAAAAGAAGCUAAGACUUUAUUCCUUGAAAGAAAAUCAAGACAAUACUGAAUCUGUUAAGUCUCUUUAUCAAAGGGUUCACAAAUAUAGACAAUCUCCUAACUAGUAGUAAUGCCAAAGGUUUUGUUAUUUAUUAUGAUAAAAUUAAUUCUAAUUUUUGUAUAAUAGCAAAUAUGUUUAACAUUCUUUAAUGAACUCGCGUACGAUUUUUUGUACGUGGGGUGAUUUUUUUAAUUUGCUGUAUAAUUAAGACAUUAUGUUCAUGAGAUUUAUUAGAUGCAUAAAUUUAAUGAACUGUGAUAAACUAGUUUCAAUAAAUUUUUAUCACAA
Messenger RNA from Zophobas morio, 3019 nucleotides. RefSeq names its product glycerol-3-phosphate acyltransferase 1, mitochondrial (gene mino). Gene Ontology annotation, biological process: phospholipid biosynthetic process; triglyceride biosynthetic process; glycerol-3-phosphate metabolic process. Gene Ontology annotation, molecular function: glycerol-3-phosphate O-acyltransferase activity. Gene Ontology annotation, cellular component: mitochondrial membrane. The record is from RefSeq and is a predicted model, not a curated record. The transcript has 8 exons. Lineage: Eukaryota; Metazoa; Arthropoda; Insecta; Coleoptera; Tenebrionidae. The coding region runs from base 288 to 2795 and encodes 835 amino acids.